AAUGAAACAAGAGGUCAACGAUCCACACGGUCAUUGCCAAAUAAAUACACCUCUUCGUCGAAUAGGCAACUAAAAUGUCGCUCCCAAAAGCUGCUUCUAAUCUAAACGCUAAGCUCGGUUAUCUCUGCUUGUAACAAUACAACUUAUAAAAUCGAGUUUAAAAGGCUUUAAGAUUGUGUUCGGAGUGGCAAUAAGUCUCGUGUUUUAGUGCCAAGCUACAUUUUAGGGUGCCCAAUAUUCAUAAGUACAUCGGGCUGGAGGUUUUGAGUUAGUGUAUCAAUAACAGUGAACCCAGCGCUUGUAUGAUUGUAUUGGAUGCUUUUAUGGUUAUAAAAAUUAAUUAGAAUUCUGUGUAAUUCGAAUGGUGUAUAAUGAUGUGGUUAAGUGUGUUCUUAGUUUUGUGUGCUCUUUUCAGUACCGGAAAAUCGUUUAGUAAGGAGGCUUUUCGAGUUAACGAAGAUACAAAAGUUUAUGACCGAUUGGCUGAAAAACAGCUUCCACCAUGUAAAGAUUGCAGUUGUGGAGAAAGAAAUGAAGAGCCACGAGUGGUUGGGGGCACAGGAUCCAGCGUGAAUGCCUUCCCUUGGAUAGCCCGUCUAAUUUACCACAAUUCCUUUGGAUGUGGAGCGUCUCUUAUCAAUGAUAAAUAUGUGGUAUCAGCUGCACAUUGUGUUAAGGGCUUCAUGUGGUUCAUGUUCCGAGUGAAGUUCGGCGAGCACAACCGAUGUAAUUCGAAAACAAUGCCUGAAAUGCGCUACGUCGUUAAGAUAAUCGCACAUAACUUCACACUUACAGAGCUAUCGAAUGAUAUAACUCUGUUGCGGCUGAAUGCGCCUGUGGAGUACUCUCAUGCUAUCAGGCCGGUCUGCAUACCACCUAUGGAAAGUAAAUCAAACUCCUACACCGGUGUACAAGCUACAGUCGCUGGCUGGGGCGCGAUGGGUGAAACAGGCAACUGGUCGUGCUCCCUCCUGGAGGCACAACUGCCCAUCCUCAGUAAUGAGGAGUGCAAGAGUACCAACUAUAAUAAGACGAAGAUUAAGGACGUUAUGAUGUGCGCUGGUUUCCCUGCAACUGCUCAUAAGGAUGCUUGUACUGGCGAUAGUGGUGGGCCGCUGAUUGCAGAAAAUAAGGAUCACGCUUAUGAACUUAUCGGUAUUGUAUCAUGGGGCUACGGCUGCGCCCGAAUAGGCUUUCCCGGUGUUUAUACGAGAGUGACGCAUUAUUUAGACUGGAUUAAAGACAAUACUGAUGAUGCCUGUUACUGUGACUUCAUGUGGGAAAGUAGGAUUGUGAUACUGUUAAUUAUGUGUAUUGGUGCUAUGGGAGAGGAAGCUAAUGUCACUGCUGCUACUACCAGCACAGAACAAACUACUGUUGCAAUAGAUGAAUCGAUUUAUGAGGAAGAGUUGCACAAAUGUAACUGCCGCUGCGGUGAACGAAAUGAAGCUUCCCGAAUUGUUGGCGGGGUAGAGUCAGCAGUCAAUGCAUUCCCUUGGGUAGUUAGAUUGACGUAUUUCAAAAAAUUCUACUGUGGAGGCAUGCUUAUCAACGACCGAUAUGUGAUGACUGCCGGCCAUUGUGUUAAAAGCCUCAUGUGGUUUAUGAUGAAGGUGACCUUUGGGGAGCAUAACCGAUGCAACAAAACUGAACGGCCAAUAACACGCUAUGUGGUUAACAUCAGAGCACAUAACUUUAGCUAUGUCGACUUUAGGAAUGAUAUUGCUCUCUUGAAGUUGAAUGAGAGGGUAGAAAUUACAGAUACUGUUAAGCCUAUCUGCUUACCGCAUAAUGAUGAUAACACAUACGUUGGUGUAAAAGCAAUAGCUGCUGGUUGGGGAUCGUUGGGAGAAUCCAAAAACCAUUCUUGUAAUUUGUUAGAAGUUGAAUUGCCGGUCUUAAGCAAUGAGGAGUGCAGAAAUACUAAAUAUGAGAGCGCCAUGAUAAGUGAUAAGAUGCUUUGUGCUGGAUAUCCUGGUGAAGGGAAGCGGGAUACGUGUCAGGGUGAUAGUGGUGGUCCGCUUUUUUCAACGCAUAGCAAAACCCAUAACAAAAAAUGGUAUCACGUAGGAAUCGUGUCUUGGGGAAUAGAUUGUGCGAAACCAGAUUAUCCAGGAGUUUAUACCAUUGUCUCAAAAUAUGUUUCAUGGAUUAAACAAGAGACUAAGGACGGAAUGUAUUGUAUCUAAAAAUAAAACGAAAUCAUAAUAU
Colias croceus (clouded yellow) is the source of this 2211-nucleotide messenger RNA. Its product is annotated as transmembrane protease serine 9-like. NCBI's taxonomy places the organism in Eukaryota, Metazoa, Arthropoda, Insecta, Lepidoptera, Pieridae. The transcript is spliced from 15 exons. The record is from RefSeq and is a predicted model, not a curated record. Gene Ontology annotation, molecular function: serine-type endopeptidase activity. Gene Ontology annotation, biological process: proteolysis. Bases 372 to 2189 code for a protein of 605 amino acids.